This is a messenger RNA of Orcinus orca (killer whale), 1358 nucleotides long. RefSeq names its product guanosine monophosphate reductase (gene GMPR). Gene Ontology annotation, molecular function: GMP reductase activity. The record is from RefSeq and is a predicted model, not a curated record. Bases 66 to 1103 code for a protein of 345 amino acids. Gene Ontology annotation, cellular component: GMP reductase complex. The transcript is spliced from 9 exons. Gene Ontology annotation, biological process: nucleotide metabolic process. Lineage: Eukaryota; Metazoa; Chordata; Mammalia; Artiodactyla; Delphinidae.
UAGCCCGUGCCGCAGGGAGGAGCUGCGGGCUCCCGCCGCGCCGGCCCGAGCGCGCCGCCGGCGCCAUGCCCCGCAUAGAUGCCGACCUCAAGCUGGAUUUCAAGGAUGUCCUGCUCCGACCCAAGCGAAGCAGCCUCAAGAGCCGAGCCGAGGUGGAUCUCGAGCGAAGCUUCACUUUUCGGAACUCGAAGCAGACCUACUCGGGGAUUCCCAUCAUUGUGGCCAACAUGGACACCGUGGGGACGUUUGAGAUGGCAGUGGUGAUGUCACAGCACUCCAUGCUUACAGCAAUUCACAAGCAUUACACCCUGGAUGACUGGAAGCUCUUUGCCGCUAAUCACCCAGAAUGUCUGCAGCAUAUAGCCGUGAGUUCGGGCAGUGGGAAGAAUGAUCUGGAAAAGAUGAGCAGCAUCCUGGAAGCCGUGCCGCAGGUCAAGUUUAUUUGCCUGGAUGUGGCCAAUGGAUACUCGGAACAUUUUGUGGAAUUCGUGAAGCUCGUCCGGGCCAGAUUUCCAGAACACACCAUUAUGGCAGGGAACGUGGUGACGGGAGAGAUGGUGGAAGAGCUUAUUCUUUCAGGAGCAGAUAUAAUCAAAGUGGGCGUUGGACCAGGUUCCGUGUGUACCACCCGCACCAAGACGGGAGUGGGGUACCCGCAGCUGAGUGCUGUGAUCGAGUGCGCAGACUCGGCCCACGGCCUGAAGGGGCACAUCAUCUCGGAUGGAGGCUGCACGUGUCCAGGAGAUGUCGCCAAAGCCUUUGGAGCCGGAGCAGAUUUUGUCAUGCUGGGAGGGAUGUUUUCGGGCCAUACUGAGUGUGCUGGAGAGGUGAUCGAGAGGAAUGGACAGAAGCUCAAGCUGUUCUAUGGGAUGAGCUCAGAGACAGCGAUGAAGAAACACGCAGGAGGGGUUGCGGAGUACAGAGCCUCUGAGGGCAAGACCGUGGAAGUGCCUUACAAAGGGGACGUCAAGGACACUAUUCUGGACAUACUCGGAGGACUGAGGUCUACCUGCACCUACGUAGGGGCCGCCAAACUCAAAGAGCUCAGCAGGAGGGCGACGUUCAUCCGGGUGACCCAGCAGCACAACACCAUGUUCAGCUAACCUCGAGAUCAAGGACGAGACGACCUCCAGCCGCCGGAAGCGUCUGCACAGGCCUGCUUUCCCAUCCCCCUCCUCCUGGGACGGCAGAGGUUCCGGCUGAUCCCAGAAGCAAGGCACUUCCUGGGUCAGCGGUUGGAGCUUAGCUGCCCAGAACGUGUAACCUCCUUGUUAAAACUAACACUCACGCCUUUUUCUUUUCUUUCCUUUUUUUUUUUAAGAAAAUGGUUUCACUUUAAUAUAAUGCUAUGAAGACUU